Messenger RNA from Aspergillus tanneri, 1281 nucleotides. RefSeq names its product Tm-1-like ATP-binding domain-containing protein. Lineage: Eukaryota; Fungi; Ascomycota; Eurotiomycetes; Eurotiales; Aspergillaceae. The record is from RefSeq and is a predicted model, not a curated record. The coding region runs from base 1 to 1281 and encodes 426 amino acids. The transcript has a single exon.
AUGCCCACCAUCCUCCUUGUCGGUACUCUCGACUCCAAAGGGUCCGAACUGUGCUUCAUCCAGCGCCAGAUUCAACAACUCGGUGUCUGCUCCGUGCUUCUGCUCGACGUCGGUCGGGGUGCCAACACAACACCCACUAGCAAUACCGAUGACGAGAGCAAUAAUAACACCAACAUCAUCACCAUCCAGCCUCCUCUCUACCACCCCCCCCUCUCCCGCCUAUCACGGGCCGACUACAUCGGCGCCGUAUCUGAAUAUGCCACCGUACAAGUCACCGAACUCUACCACGCGCACCGCAUCCACGGCAUCGUAGGCAUCGGCGGAUCGUGCGGCACGAACAUCGCCACGACGGUGAUGCGACGGGCCCUACCGGUGGGAUUCCCCAAACUGAUGGUCUCGACCAUGGCCAGUGGUAAUGUACGAGCGUAUAUCGAGGAGACAGAUAUUACAAUGAUGUACACCGUGGUCGACAUCGCCGGCACGAACUCCAUUCUCAACCGGAUCCUGAGCAACGCGGCGGCUGCGAUUAACGGGAUGACGGUGUCGUUCUACUCCUCCACACAGACACAAAAGGAGAAAUCCACACUCACAGGUCCCAACCUGAAGCGCAUCCGCAUCGGCAUCACCAUGUUCGGAGUGACCACCCCCGCGGUGGAUCGUAUACGAGAGUACUUCGAAACGCACCACGUUAACUACGAAGUCUACGUAUUCCACGCCACAGGCGCAGGGGGGAAAGCGAUGGAACGACUCAUCCGGGAGAGACAGCUGGACGCAGUGCUAGAUCUAACCACCACAGAGGUGGUGGAUGAACUACUAGGAGGGGUGCUCAGUGCUGGGACAUGUCGACUGGAUGCCGCGGCGCAGACGGGGAUCCCGCAGCUGGUGAGCGUGGGAGCCUGCGACAUGAUUAAUUUCGGACCUCGGGACGAACUACCCUCAGAGUUGGCCCGUCGAUGCAUCUACGAGCAUAAUCCCACGGUCACGCUGGUGCGCACCACGGCGGAGGAGUCCCGUCGUGUGGCGCGCUGGAUGGCUGGUAAGUUGCGCAGUGCGGUGCGGCCGGAUCGCGUGCGCCUGCUCUUGCCUGUCGGCGGUGUCAGUCUGCUGGAUACCCCGGGUCAACCCUUUCAUGAUCCCGAGGCGGACGAGGCUCUGUUCACAACGCUCGAGGCCGAGCUGCACGGCACGGGCAUCGCUGUCGCUCGCCAUCCGAGCAGCAUCAAUGAGGACUUUGCUGUGGCUGCAGCGCAGGAGCUGGUCCGCCUCAUUGCAAUGGACUGA